AUGGCGGCCUCAUGUUUCCAUGCACUUGGUCUUCGAAAGUCAAAGAGCAAGUCUUUACCAAACCCUUCCUCGUCGAGACCCCAGUUCAAUUCUGACAUGGACAGCAUGGAGAGGAAGAGAUUUGAUAGUUUGGACUCAUGGUCUAUGAUAUUGGAGUCGGAAAAUGUGGAAACUUGGGAGGUGUCAAAGGAGGACCAGGAGGAGUGGACUGCUGAUCUUUCUCAGCUGUUUAUUGGCAACAAGUUCGCGUCUGGAGCACAUAGUCGGAUUUAUCGUGGAAUCUACAAGCAGAGAGCUGUUGCUGUGAAAAUGGUGAGAAUUCCAACCCAGAGGGAGGAGACCAGAACCUUACUUGAGCAGCAAUUUAAGUCUGAAGUUGCCCUGCUUUCACGUCUCUUUCAUCCCAACAUAGUGCAGUUUAUUGCGGCUUGUAAAAAGCCCCCUGUGUACUGUAUCAUCACGGAAUAUAUGUCACAAGGAACGCUGAGGAUGUAUCUCAACAAGAAGGAGCCAUACUCUCUUUCAACAGAAACAAUACUGAGGUUAGCUCUUGACAUAUCCCGAGGAAUGGAGUAUCUUCAUUCUCAAGGGGUGAUCCACAGGGACCUCAAAUCCAAUAACUUGCUUCUUAAUGAUGAAAUGAGGGUUAAGGUGGCAGAUUUUGGUACAUCGUGUCUUGAAACACAAUGCCGGGAAACCAAGGGAAACAAGGGAACUUACCGUUGGAUGGCACCGGAGAUGAUCAAGGAGAAACCUUGUACUCGGAAGGUUGAUGUUUAUAGUUUCGGGAUUGUGUUAUGGGAGCUGACAACAGCUUUGCUUCCCUUUCAAGGAAUGACCCCUGUGCAGGCUGCAUUUGCUGUGGCUGAAAAGAAUGAACGCCCUCCAAUGCCGGCUAGUUGUCAACCGGCGCUUGCGCACCUGAUCAAGCGCUGUUGGGCAGCAAACCCUUCGAAGCGGCCGGAUUUUAGUGACAUUGUGUCUGCUUUGGAGAAGUAUGAUGAGUGUGUGAAGGAGGGCCUUCCUCUGACGCACCAUUCCGGGCUGGUGAGCAGAAAUGUUAUCGAACGCUUGAAAGGCUGUGUAUCCAUGAGCUCCUCUUCUGUACCUGUACAAGCCUAA
This is a messenger RNA of Prunus armeniaca (apricot), 1122 nucleotides long. NCBI's taxonomy places the organism in Eukaryota, Viridiplantae, Streptophyta, Magnoliopsida, Rosales, Rosaceae. The record is from the annotation of a GenBank genome assembly.